Eurypyga helias (sunbittern) is the source of this 1248-nucleotide messenger RNA. RefSeq names its product septin 9 (gene SEPTIN9). The coding region runs from base 76 to 1083 and encodes 335 amino acids. Gene Ontology annotation, cellular component: microtubule cytoskeleton; cell division site; septin ring. Gene Ontology annotation, biological process: cytoskeleton-dependent cytokinesis. Lineage: Eukaryota; Metazoa; Chordata; Aves; Eurypygiformes; Eurypygidae. Gene Ontology annotation, molecular function: GTPase activity; molecular adaptor activity; GTP binding. The record is from RefSeq and is a predicted model, not a curated record. The transcript has 9 exons.
GCACUGCCUGCCACCCCUGACCACCCUCUCUUUGCCUCCGCAGGUCCAGAGGCAGUUCCCAGCCACGCACCCAGCAUGACAGACGCUCCACGGGAUGCCGGCCCCAAGCAGCCGGUGCCGAUGCGGCCGGAGAAGCCGGCUGCGGACUUUGGCUAUGUGGGAAUAGACGCCAUCCUGGAGCAGAUGAGACGGAAAGCCAUGAAGCAGGGAUUUGAGUUCAACAUCAUGGUCGUGGGUCAGAGCGGCUUGGGGAAAUCCACAUUAAUCAACACCCUCUUCAAAUCCAAAAUCAGCCGGAAAUCUGUACAGCCGACUUCUGAAGAGCGGAUCCCCAAGACUAUUGAAAUCAAAUCCAUCACUCACGAGAUUGAAGAAAAGGGGGUUCGCAUGAAGCUGACAGUCAUUGACACCCCGGGUUUUGGAGACCACAUCAACAACGAGAACUGCUGGCAGCCCAUCAUGAAGUUCAUCAACGACCAGUACGAGAAGUACCUGCAGGAGGAAAUCAACAUUAACCGGAAGAAGCGGAUCCCUGACACGCGGGUGCACUGCUGUAUAUAUUUCAUCCCAGCCACUGGCCACUCGCUCCGACCGCUAGACAUCGAGUUCAUGAAGCGCCUGAGCAAAGUGGUCAACAUCGUCCCCGUGAUUGCGAAAGCCGACACGUUAACGCUGGAGGAGAGGCACUACUUCAAAGAAAGGAUAAUGGCUGACCUUCUUGUCAACGGGAUCGACGUGUAUCCUCAGAAAGAGUUUGAUGAAGACUCCGAAGAUCGGCUAGUGAAUGAGAAAUUCAGGGAAAUGAUCCCAUUUGCAGUGGUGGGCAGUGACCAGGAGUACCAGGUUAAUGGAAGAAGAAUCCUUGGAAGGAAGACCAAGUGGGGCACCAUUGAAGUGGAGAACACGACACACUGUGAGUUCGCCUACCUGCGAGACCUCCUCAUCAGGACACACAUGCAGAACAUAAAGGAUAUUACCAGCAACAUCCACUUCGAAGCCUACAGGGUCAAGAGGCUGAACGAGGGCCAGAGCUCGCUCUCCAACGGCGUGACCGACAAAGAGCUGGUGGCUAACGAAAUGUAACCGUCUCGCUCUGUAGCCAGGACCUUGCUCGCUCACACUCGCUAUUUCUCCCCUUUUCCCCCUUUAUUUUUAUAUAAAUCCUCUGCCACUGUCCCUCUUCCCACCCCCAACCCCCUGCCAAUAUUAACUGACCAAAUAACCAGACGCCGUCUCUGUCGUGUGGAG